GAAGCAAAAAGAACCUGGGAAGCUAUGGGCAGGGCACGCCAGCCUCCAUCUGGGCAACACAGGCACUGUGAGAGAUGUUUCAACCGUCACUGCCACAUUCCUGUGGAGCCCAACGUCUCCUGCCUAGUAAUAACCUGCAAUCUGCUCUGUGGUGCCACCUUCCACAUGUGCAAAGAGGCAGAACAUGAGCUCCUUUGUCCUCUACAGCAGGUUCCAUGCCUCAACUCUGAAUAUGGCUGCCCACUCUCCAUGGCCCGACACAAGCUGGCCAAACACCUGCAGGUGUGUCCUGCCAGUGUGGUCUGCUGCUCCAUGGAGUGGAACCGCUGGCCCAAUGUGGACUCUGAAACAACUCUUCACGAGAACAUCAUGAAAGAGACCCCCAGUGAGGAGUGUUUGGACACAGCCCUGGCCCUUCAGGACCAGAAGGUCCUUUUUGGAUCCUUGAAAAUGGUGGAACUUUUCCCGGAAACUAGAGAGGCUGCUGAAGAAGAAGCAACUGUGAAUGGUGAUGUCACUUGGGAAGAAAUGGAAGGAGCAGUGGGUGGAGUGGCUGCCAGUUUGGUACCACACGACUCUCUGUCAGCAGGUAAUGGAGAGAUGACAGAGUUGAGUCGAGAAGAACGGGAGGUAUUAGCCAAAACAAAAGAAGGAAUGGACCUGGCCAAGUAUGGCAAGUGGGAAAAUAUGUUCAGCAAAGAGCAUGCAGCCUCUGCUUUAACAAAUCCAUCUGCCAGCUGUGAAAGCAAAAGCAGGAAUGUUUCAGCGAAAGAAGAGAUUUCCAGUGACAAUAACCCAGUAGAAGGAGAGUGCACAGCCAAAGAGAAAGAACCACAGGAAAAUGAGAAUCAGCAGGACUUUCAUGCAUCUAUGGAAACAACUGGACUUGCCCCUUGGCAGGAUGGUGUUCUGGAAAGAUUAAAAACAGCUGUGGAUGCAAAGGAUUAUAAUAUGUAUCUGGUACACAAUGGGCGGAUGCUUAUUCACUUUGGUCAGAUGCCUGCUUGUACACCUAAGGAGAAAGACUUUGUUUACGGCAACCUUGAGGCUCAGGAAGUUAAGACUGUUUACACCUUCAGAGUUCCUGUGAGCUACUGUGGAAAGCGGGCUCGAAUUGGAGAUGCCAUGUUGACUUGUAGACCAAGUGAACACAAGGCAGUAGACACUUCAGAUCUGGGAAUCACUGUAGAGGAACUGCCCAAAUCAGAUCUCAUCAAGACCACCCUUCAGUGUGCUUUGGAACGAGAGCUCAAAGGUCAUGUCAUCUCUGAAUCCAGAAGCAUUGAUGGACUGUUCAUGGAUUUUGCCACACAGACCUACAACUUUGAGCCAGAACAAUUUUCCUCUGGGACCGUGCUUGCUGAUCUAACUGCUGCCAGUCCAGGGGGGCUUCAUGUGGAGCUCCAAAGUGAGUGCGUGACCAGGCGACACAACAAGAGCAGCUCUGCCUUCACUUUCACUUGCAACAAGUUCUUCAGGAGAGAUGAGUUCCCCCUACACUUCAAGAAUGUCCACACCGACAUUCAGUCUUGUCUCGAUGGCUGGUUCCAGCAUCGAUGCCCCCUAGCCUACUUGGGAUGUACAUUUAUUCAAAACCAUUUCCGUCCCCCAGGGCAAAAGGCAAAAGUGAUCUAUAGUCAGGAGCUCAAAACCUUUGCCAUCAAGCCAGAAGUUGCUCCAGAGCUGAGUGAGGAAACCAAGACCAGCUACCCCUCGAGCCAUGACAGCAAAAGCCAGAAUUGUCUAACCAGCUUGCCCCUGGAGGUUUUGCAGUACAUUGCUGGCUUCUUGGACAGCAUCAGCCUAUCCCAGCUCUCCCAGGUGUCUGUGCUGAUGAGGAAUAUCUGUGCCACUCUGUUACAAGAAAGAGGGAUGGUUCUCCUGCAAUGGAAGAAGAGAUAUUCCCAUGGAGGCACCUCCUGGAAAGUCCACCGAGAGAUCUGGCAGUUCAGCAGCCUGUUCUCCAAAAUCAAGAGCUGGGAGUUUAAUGAAGUCACCUCCAUGUCUGAGCAUCUUAAGACCUGUCCUUUCAAUGUGAUAGAACACAAAACUGACCCUGUUCUUUUGACCAGCAUGUGUGAGCCUCGGGAGCAGGCCCAAGAGAGCUUAGUCUCCACCUUUAGAUCCAGACCACGUGGAAGAAAACCCUUCUAG
Molecule: messenger RNA, 2154 nt
Organism: Chrysochloris asiatica (Cape golden mole)
Lineage: Eukaryota; Metazoa; Chordata; Mammalia; Afrosoricida; Chrysochloridae
Gene: FBXO40
Product: F-box protein 40
Exons: 3
Coding region: 25-2154 (709 amino acids)
Cellular component (GO): cytoplasm
Molecular function (GO): protein binding; ubiquitin protein ligase activity; zinc ion binding
Source: RefSeq, a predicted model, not a curated record